Messenger RNA from Solanum verrucosum, 627 nucleotides. Its product is annotated as homeobox-leucine zipper protein ATHB-7-like. Gene Ontology annotation, cellular component: nucleus. Bases 1 to 627 code for a protein of 208 amino acids. The transcript is spliced from 3 exons. Gene Ontology annotation, molecular function: DNA-binding transcription factor activity, RNA polymerase II-specific; sequence-specific DNA binding. Gene Ontology annotation, biological process: positive regulation of DNA-templated transcription. The record is from RefSeq and is a predicted model, not a curated record. NCBI's taxonomy places the organism in Eukaryota, Viridiplantae, Streptophyta, Magnoliopsida, Solanales, Solanaceae.
AUGUCAGAAUCUUACUGGAAUAAAUUAAAAGCACAACUGAAAAUGGCUCCAACAAACUCAGACAUUUGGGCUCAAUCAAUUUUGUGCAACGACAACAUGAGAAGAAGGUUCAGUGAUGAGCAGAUUAAGUCAUUAGAAAACAUGUUUGAGACAGAGUCAAGGCCUGAAUUGAGGACAAAACAGCAAUUGGCUAAAAGACUUGGCCUGCAGCCAAGACAAGUAGCUAUAUGGUUUCAGAACAAGAGAGCUAGAUCGAAAUCGAAGCAACUUGAAUUGGAGUAUAGAAUGCUUCAAAUCAGUUAUGACAACUUAGGUUCCAAGUAUGAAUUACUGAAAAAAGAGCAUGAAUCCCUCCUCAUCCAGCUGCAGAGACUUAGAAAGUUAAUGGAAAAGGAUGAGAAUGAGAAAGAUGUCAUUAAAUCAGAAACGGAAGUGAAACAAGAUGAUUUUGGCUUACCUUUGUGUGAAGACAGCAGGGGAAUUGACUACUUGGGACCAGAAUCUGAUAUUUUAGACAUGGCACAAAUAGCUGAUGGCUUAUCGGAGAUUGAAAAUGGAUACAACUUCGAGUCGAGAACGUUUCUUCAUGAUAAUACUGCUUGUACAUCACCAUUGUGGGAAUUUUAA